Molecule: messenger RNA, 1248 nt
Organism: Meira miltonrushii
Lineage: Eukaryota; Fungi; Basidiomycota; Exobasidiomycetes; Exobasidiales; Brachybasidiaceae
Product: Per1-like protein
Exons: 1
Biological process (GO): GPI anchor biosynthetic process
Cellular component (GO): endoplasmic reticulum membrane
Molecular function (GO): hydrolase activity, acting on ester bonds
Source: RefSeq, a predicted model, not a curated record
UUGGCGUAUAUUGCCCCCCUUUUACUCCUCCUGCUCACAUCACUUCAACCAGUCUCUGCUUCACAAGGAGAUCGCUCUCCUGAAUAUCAAAAGUGCGUAGAUUCUUGCGAUCGAGAUUCUUGUUUGGUCGGGCUUAAUUGGGACGAUGGUACGGCAAAAGCGACAAUUUUGCCAAUGGUUUUGCGAAUGACAUUUUGGACUUGCUUUGAUGAUUGCAAGUAUCAUUGCACACACAGAGUCACCAAUGAAGCCCAUGAAAGGGUUACGCAUAUUCGACAAGAUGCCUUGAAAACGAUCGAAGCAGCUUCCGCAAAGAAUGGCUGGUCUAGAUCAGAGCAAAGACGAUUGGUGGGAGAUCUUGUACAGGGUAAAUUGGCAGCCCUUAGGCCUGUUCAAAAGGAGAUGGUUCAAUAUCAUGGCAAAUGGGUCUUUAUUCGCUUAUUUGGCGCACAGGAGCCUUUAAGUGUCUUGUUCAGCAUUGCCAAUUUCUACGUUCAUCUCUCCGCUUUGGACAGACUACGAAAACAGGUUCCCGAUGCUUUCCCAUUGAAGCUGGUCUACAUUUUACAUGCUCUGGUCAGCUGCUUUGCAUGGUUGUGGUCAGCAGUCUUCCACACCCGCGACAAGCCAAUGACAGAACGAAUGGAUUAUUUCUCCGCAGGAGCUGUGGUCUUGGGAGGGUUGUUCUACGCCAUAUGUAGGCUUUGGCGAAUCGCACCUGGAAGUGUAGCGUUCAAGAUCCUGGUUAGGACAUUCGGUGGUGCAUUAUCAUUACACAUUUUAUACCUCAGCUUUGGCAGAUUUGACUAUUCGUACAACAUGAAAGCCAAUAUCUUGGUCGGUAUCUCAAACAGUCUUUUGUGGCUGACAUACUCUUUCAAACCUGAAAUCUUCUCUUCUUCAACUCACCCGAAUGGACGAUUCGAGCGAUUACGUUCCUCACCACACGUCUCUUCCGGAUCCAUCACGCACAUUCAUCAUAAUGGAGGUUCUCCUCCCGUUCCAGUUUCAACGCCAAAUCCGCUUCCGCCAUCUUCUUCGCGCAAAGGAAGAAGACAAUUGCAGCUGAUCUUGGCACUUCUUUGGCUAGCGACUUUGCUAGAAGUUCUCGAUUUCCCGCCAAUCUGGAGAGCUUUGGACGCUCAUGCUUUAUGGCAUGCUGCUACCGUGCCAAUUGCACGAAUGUGGUACACAUGGUUGAUUGAAGAUGCAAGAGAGUGUACCUCAACGGGCUUCUGGAUAGGCGAC